Messenger RNA from Neocloeon triangulifer, 633 nucleotides. It is a transcript of the gene Tcs1, whose product is annotated as threonylcarbamoyl-AMP synthase. The coding region runs from base 1 to 633 and encodes 210 amino acids. The record is from RefSeq and is a predicted model, not a curated record. Gene Ontology annotation, cellular component: cytoplasm. Gene Ontology annotation, biological process: regulation of translational fidelity. The transcript is spliced from 3 exons. Gene Ontology annotation, molecular function: double-stranded RNA binding; nucleotidyltransferase activity; tRNA binding. Lineage: Eukaryota; Metazoa; Arthropoda; Insecta; Ephemeroptera; Baetidae.
AUGCGAAAACUGGCUGGCGUGGCCCUCCGUGUGUCAACCAGGGCCGCCCACACUAAACUGGCUGACCCGGCAGCAGUCUGUCCGGUGGUGCGCGUGGACGACUCCAGUCUGAGCGAAUCCGCCGUCGAGACUGCGGUCCAGCUGCUUCGCGAGGGCCAGGUGAUCGCCCUGCCGACGGACACCCUGUACGGCGUUGCUGCCGACGCGAGAAACGCCGAGGCCGUUCGCCGACUCUACAACGUCAAAGGCCGCGCCGAACGGAAACCGCUGGCCAUUUGCGUAGGACGCGUGUCCCAGGUGAAGGACUGGGCGCAGGUGCCCUUCUCCGAUGACCUGCUGAACGCCCUCUUGCCAGGGCCGCUGACCCUUCUGCUGCGACCUUCGUCCGAAAGGCACCUCAACCUUCCGGGGAAUCCUCCUCUGGUGGGCGUUCGAGUGCCCGGCCUUGCUUUUCCCUGCUUGGUCGCUGAAAGGUUGGGCGGACCUUUGGCCCUGACCUCUGCCAACCUGAGCGGAGCGCCCAGUGCGUUGGCUGUCAACGAAUUCCAGCAGCUUUGGUCUCAGCUGAGUGCUGUUUUCGACGGAGGAGUAAUUGUUUGCGAGGAGAGGUUCUACGGUUGUGGAUCUGAGUGA